Messenger RNA from Epinephelus moara (kelp grouper), 798 nucleotides. RefSeq names its product trace amine-associated receptor 1-like. Gene Ontology annotation, cellular component: membrane. Gene Ontology annotation, molecular function: trace-amine receptor activity. The transcript is spliced from 4 exons. The record is from RefSeq and is a predicted model, not a curated record. The coding region runs from base 1 to 798 and encodes 265 amino acids. Gene Ontology annotation, biological process: G protein-coupled receptor signaling pathway. NCBI's taxonomy places the organism in Eukaryota, Metazoa, Chordata, Actinopteri, Perciformes, Serranidae.
AUGCCAGAGGUGCUCUGUCUGGUUGGCCUUGUGGUCACCCCCAGAUCUGCUCCGUGUCAGCUCCAAGUUCCAGCGGGGUCCUGUUACCAAGGGGUCACAUCUCCGAGUUCCAGUGGGGGCUCACCUCUGAAGGUCCCAUCUCCAAAAUCCAGUGGGGUCCUGUCUCCUAGCGUCCUGCUUCUGGGUCCUUGUGGGGUCUCGUCUUCAGGUUCUGGUGGGAUGCCAGAGGUGCUCUACCUGUCUGCAUGUGUUUUAUUGUAUAUUUUCCUUGGCUUGUUGUCUGUUGUUACAGUAUGUGGAAACCUUCUGGUAAUAAUCUCUAUCAUUUACUUCAAACAGCUCCACACUCCUACAAACUCUCUCAUCCUCUCUCUGGCUGUAGCUGACCUGCUUGUUGGUGUUGUAGUUUUUCCUCUCAGCAUGGCCUUCUCUCUUAGCUCAUGUUUGUAUUAUGAACAUUUAUUUUACAGAUAUUAUGCAGUGUGUCAGCCUCUGACAUACAGAACUAAGUUAAAUGGUCGUGUUGUUGUGGUCAUGAUUCUGGUCAGCUGGAGUGCUUCAGCUAGUGUUACAAUUAGCCUCAUGGUACAUGAUUUACACCAAGAAAGAUGUAAAGAAAAUUGUUUCCUUCAUGUUUUACUAAUAAACACAUUCGGAAUAAUUUCCUCAUUUUACGGACCAGUCAUCAUAGUGCUCUCUAUCUACCUAAAGAUUUUCCUGGUGGCACAGAGACAGGCACACAGCAUCAGGAACACAACCUACUUUGAAUCCUGUGACAGUGUCAUUUCCACUGUUUGA